Molecule: messenger RNA, 2950 nt
Organism: Cotesia glomerata
Lineage: Eukaryota; Metazoa; Arthropoda; Insecta; Hymenoptera; Braconidae
Product: cGMP-dependent 3',5'-cyclic phosphodiesterase-like
Exons: 11
Coding region: 97-2274 (725 amino acids)
Biological process (GO): cGMP catabolic process; regulation of mitochondrion organization; positive regulation of gene expression
Cellular component (GO): mitochondrial matrix; mitochondrial inner membrane; perinuclear region of cytoplasm
Molecular function (GO): protein homodimerization activity; 3',5'-cyclic-GMP phosphodiesterase activity; 3',5'-cGMP-stimulated cyclic-nucleotide phosphodiesterase activity
Source: RefSeq, a predicted model, not a curated record
UAUAAACUUGAAUAAUGAGAAGCAAUAAAUAAUCUAAUAAAUUAUACUGUCAUCUAAAGUUUUUAAAAUAAUAAAAUAAAUAAAUAAAACAGCAAAAUGACGUUGCAAUUAGAGUCUACGACACCUGAAAAAAUGCUUUCUCUAAUUCAAGAUCUCGCUGACUUGCCUUGCAGUAUUAUGCAAAAAAAUUUAAACAAAUAUAUUCAAUCAAAAUCUGGAGUUAAUAUAUCUUUUCUUGCGCCUAUUUUACCCGAAUCUGAGGAAAUGGUGAUUCAUGUCGUGGGUGAAAAAAUACUCGACAGAGGAUUAAGAAUUCCUAUAAGCCAAUCUAAUGCAAACGAUCAUGUAUUGCACCGGGUUAUUAAAUCAAGAAAGUCGUUGAAAGUUAAUUGUACAGAACUGGACCAAGAAUUAUUAGAACAUUUAAACUCUGUUAGUAAACUGGUACCUGAUACACUACUCAGUAUUCCUAUUGAACAUCCUAGCGAGCAGUAUAUUGCUCUAAUUGUUACGUUGGUCAAUUGCCCUGAGGAUCAAGACACUGAAGAUAUUUGUAUUAAAAUUAUCGAAGAAUGUUUUCGAUAUUGCUUGGGAAUGUUGUUAAAUGCUUUGAGAUGUCAAGAAGAAACGCGGUUGAAAGUUCAAUGUCAAGAUUUACUUACUGUUUCAAGAAAACUUUUUACUCAUUUAGGUGACCUGCCGGACUUGUUAAGAGAAAUAAUGGUUGAAGCAAGAAAAUUAACUAAUGCUGAGAGGUGCUCAUUGUUUUUGAUAGACCACGAGCAUCAUGAACUCGUCGCUAAAGUUUUCGAUGGAAUUUCAACAUCGGAUGAAAUGCGAAUAGCUUCAAAUCAAGGAAUAGCCGGUCACGUGGCAACUUCAGGAGAACUAAUAAACAUAAGAAACGCUUAUGAACAUCCAUUAUUUUACAGCGGAAUUGAUGAAGUGACAGGAUUUAAAACGAGAAAUAUUUUAUGCUUUCCUAUACGUGAUGAAAAUCAAAUUAUCGGAGUAGCUCAAUUGUGUAACAAAAUAAAUGGACUGUAUUUCGAUGUGUGUGAUGAGGAAGUUGCUACAGCUUUUAGUAUUUAUUGUGGAAUUUCUAUAAUGCAUAGUAUAAUUUAUAAAAAAAUUCAAGACUCUCAAGCAAGAAGUAAACUGAGCAACGAAUUAAUGAUGUACCAUAUGAAACAGGUAGAGGAAGAAGCGGUUCAAGCAUUACUCAACUGUCGAGAUGAUCACAGUCCUAAAGAUUUUGAUAAAUUCCAUUUUACGCCUCGUAAUAUCCCGCAUCAACAUACGCCUUGCUAUGUAUUAAAAAUGUUUGAUGAACUUGAUCUAAUUACAGUGUGGAGAAUAAAACGAAAAACAUUAGCUAGAUUUAUACUUUACGUGAAGAAAGGAUACCGAGAUGCUCCUUAUCACAAUUGGGUCCAUGCAUUUUCUGUCGCACACUUUGCUUAUUUGAUGAUCAAAAAUUUAAAUCUUGUUAAAAAUAAUUACAUGACUCGACUCCAGUCAUUAGUUUUUCUUGUAUCAGGCUUGUGCCACGAUAUUGACCAUAGAGGGACCAAUAAUUCAUUUCAAACGCAGUGUGGUACUGUAUUAGCGAGUCUUUAUAGUUCGGAGGGUUCCGUGAUGGAACGACACCAUUUAGCACAGUCUAUGUGCAUUCUCAAUACCGAAGGUUGUAAUAUUUUUGAAAAUCUUACUAGUGAUGAAUACAGCGAGGCCCUAGAUUUACUUCGAAACAAUAUUCUUGCCACUGAUUUGGCAUCGCACUUUCGUUCAAUUGAUGAGCAAGACGAAAUGAUUAAGCAAGGAUUCAGUAAUGAAGAUCCGAUUCAUCAAAAACUUUUGCAUGCCAUGUUGAUGACUUGCUGCGAUUUAAACGACCAGACGAAGGAUUGGAAAACGUCCAAAAAAACUGCUGAACAAAUAUACGACGAAUUUUUUUCUCAGGGAGAUUUAGAAAAAAGUAUGGGCACUGCCCCAAUUGAAAUGAUGGAUCGCGAAAGAGCAUCAAUACCAGAUUUACAAGUACAAUUUAUAACAAAUCUUGUUUUGCCUUUAUUUGAAAAUUUAUCUACAUUAUUUCCUACUGCCGACUGUCUUGUUGAAGCAAUAAAACGAAACCGUGAAAUUUGGCGAGUUGCCAUACCUAUAUUUCACAGAUACAGCGAAAUAGGAAUAAAAGGAAUGGAUAUACUUUUGGAUCCAAGUAUUGAAAACGAAAUUCUGACUGCCUACCACACACAAACAGUGCCGACAUAGACUAAAUAAAAUAUUAUACACAUUAUAUUAUAUAUAUUAAUACUAAAAAUCUAUAUAUGAGGUACUGCACGCUAAAUCAACCACUUCGACAGCUUGUAUUUCAUGAUUAUAUGAAUUUCUACUAGUUAUUGUAUUCAAUAAGACAAUUUUAUUUUUUUUUAAUUUUAUUUAAGGCUCUUAUUAAGUAUAAUAAUUAGUAAAGGUUUCAAGAAAAUAAUAAAAAAGGUUUUUAAGUGGUAGAUUUUUCAUAGAAUACUCCGUAUACAUAUAAAUAUUUUAAAUUAUAUUUUUUAUUAGCGAUAAUAAAUUAAAAAGUGCUUGUUAUUUUUAGAUGUUUAGAAUACUCUUACAGCUAUUUUUAUUAUGAUUACACUGUCUUUAAUGAAUAUGAAAAUUAUAAACAUUCUAAAGUAUCGCUGCUGUUGUGAUAGAAAUAUUUAAACUAAUAGUUUAUAGUAAAUUAUAGUGCAAAAAUAUAAAUUUCAGAGCGCUGGCGCCUUUUACAUUGUAUAAAUUAUUAUUUAUCAAAUAAGUAGAUAUUAUUUUUAGUAGUGUAGAAAAAACAAACUUAAUUAAAUUUAAUAAUCUACAUUUUUAUUCUUUAUUCUAUUAUUAAAUAUUCAAAUAUCUUUUGAUGUAAUCUAUAAAAAUUCAAUAAAUAGUUUUUUGUCAAAUU